AUGGAGAAUCACUUUGGCCUCUCCUUAGCAAGUGCCAUGCAAAACAGACCAAACUUCUCUGGUCAAAGAUUAAGAAGAGUUCAACUCCCACCUCUUCCAAAUAUCAAAAAGGAAAGGGAAAAAGAUAAAUCAGGCUUGGGAAAUAAAAUAAACAUGGAUGUUGCAAUAACUGUUAAAAGCAAGAAACAGAGAGCAAUUCAUGAACAAUUAGUGAUCUGCUGUCUGCAAAAUGCUUCAGACAUUUUUCAACGACUUGGCUGCAAAAUUUCUGCAAUGAGAGCUGUUCAUAGGAAUAGGACCAACGACUUGACACUCGAGAGAUAUGAAAGGACAAGUAGGGGACCCUCUAUGAAAUCUCUGAUAAUAAUGGGGUGUGAAACUCAUGGCACUAUAAAAUGGGGUUUCAACCCAUGGCUUUGCAUUACACUGCAAAAAAUGGGGAGAAAGGAAAAUUUGUGUUUGGAGAAGUCACUCUCCCUCUUUGUCCUCAUUGUUAUGCUGCAUAACUCACUCAAUGUUGCUUCUGACUCUAUUGAUGAAGCCAAUGCUCUUCUCAAAUGGAAAGCCAGCCUUCCUAAUCAAACCCAAUCUAAAUUAGCUUCAUGGUCUCUCCUUCCUAAAAAUUCCACUGUCUCCCAACCAUGCACUUGGUUUGGAAUUUCUUGCGAAGAUGGAAGUAUCAAUAGACUCAAUCUCUCAAAUUCAGGUAAUGAAGGCACACUCGAUGAAUUUUCAUUUAAAUCCUUCACUAAUCUUGCAUACGUUGAUCUAAGCAUCAAUGGCCUUAGUGGUUCCAUUUCACCCCAAAUCAGUCAGCUAACAAAGCUCAUAUAUCUCGACUUGUCGAGUAAUCAUUUUUCUGGAAAUAUCUCACCUCAGAUUGGCUUGCUUACUCAUCUUGAGGUUCUGCAUCUAUUUGAAAAUCAGUUGAAUGGCUCCAUUCCACCAGAGAUAGGAAAUCUAAAAUCACUUUAUGAUCUACAGUUGGGCCAUAAUCAACUCAAUGGUUCUCUUCCAGCUUCCCUUGCCAAUUUAAAAGACUUGGAAAUUCUUUUUCUCUGUGACAACAAACUUUCUGGUUUCAUUCCUCAAGAAAUAGAAAAUCUCACAAAGUUGACUAAGCUGGCAUUAGAUAGUAACCAGUUCACUGGUUACCUGUUAGAAAAGAUUUUUCAUAGCAGAAUACUUCAACUCUUCUCUGCAGCUGACAACAAUUUCACAGGUCCUAUACCCAAAAGCUUGAGAAACUGCACAAGUUUGGUUCGAUUGCGCUUGGAAGGAAAUCAACUAGUUGGAAAUGUAUCAGAAGCCUUUGGAGUCCACCCAAAUCUAACGUUUAUUAAUAUUAGUGACAAUAAGUUUCAUGGUGAGAUCUCAUCUAAAUGGGGAAGAUGUCCAAAAUUAGUCACCCUACGAAUUUCUAGAAACAAUAUUACUGGAAGCAUACCACCUGAUAUUGAAAACAUCAAUCAUCUGCAUGAACUUGAUUUUUCUUCCAAUCAUAUAGUUGGGGAGAUUCCAAGGGAACUCGGAAGGUUGACUUCCUUAUUCAAACUGUGUUUGAAUGGAAAUCUACUCUCUGGUAGCGUACUUCCAGAAUUUGGAUCAUUCACUAACCUUGAGUAUCUAGACCUGUCUUCAAAUAGAUUGAGCCAUUCAAUACCAAAUCAACUCGGGAAUCUCACGAAGCUAAACUACUUAAAUUUGAGCAAUAAUCAAUUCAACCAGAUAAUUCCAGUUCAGUUGUUGAAGUUAGUUCACCUUUCCCAACUGGACCUAAGGAAUAACUUGCUUAUCGGUAAUAUACCGUCUGAAAUAAACUCUUUGGAAAGCAUUGAGAAGCUUAAUCUUUCCCAUAAUAAUCUCUCUGGAGGCAUUCCUUACAGCUUCAAUAAUAUGCAUGGCUUGUCCUACGUUGACAUAUCCUAUAAUGAGUUGGAAGGUCCUAUACCAGACAGCAGAGCAUUUCGAGAUGCUGGCUUUGAAGCACUGCAGGGAAACAAAGGAUUGUGUGGUGAUGUCCAAGGACUAAAACCAUGCAAACUAGACAACACGAAGAAGAGCAAAAAAGUCAUGUUCUUAAUCAUAUUCUUCCCUCUUUUAGGAGUACUUUUAUUUCUACUUGCUCUUUGUGGAAUUUUCUUCAUCAGAGGAAAAAGAAAGGGAGAUCCUCAAGCUGAAAAAAGUAGCAUGCCUAAUAAAAGUGUCUUUUCCAUAUCAACAUUUGAUGGAAAGAUUAUGCACGAAGAAAUCAUCAGAGCAACCAAGGAUUUUGAUGCCUCACAUUGCAUUGGAAAGGGUGGAUUUGGAAGCGUCUACAAAGCAGAGUUGCCAUCAGCUGGCAUUGUGGCUGUGAAGAAACUUCAUUCGUCGUGUGACAGUCAUUAUACAUCCCAAAAGGAGUUCUUGAAUGAGAUAAGGAUGUUAUUGGAGAUACGACAUCGAAACAUUGUGAAGCUUCAUGGGUUCUGUUCGAGUGCUCGAUACUCAUUUCUAGUCUAUGAAUACCUUGAAAGGGGCAGCUUGACCUCAAUCCUGAGCAAAGGAGCAGCGGCUAAAGAAUUAGAUUGGAAUAAGAGAGUGGAGAUUGUUAAAUGUAUUGCCCAUGCCCUCUCUUACAUGCAUCACGAUUGCUUUCCUCCAAUUGUCCAUCGAGACAUUUCAAGCAACAAUAUUUUGUUGGAUUCCAACUAUGUGGCUCAUAUAUCAGACUUUGGUAUCGCUAAGCUUCUUAAACCUGACUCAUCUAAUUGGACCGCAUUUGCUGGCACAUAUGGAUAUGUUGCUCCAGAACUUGCUUACACGAUGAAGGUAACCGAGAAAUGUGAUGUGUAUAGCUUUGGGGUAAUAGCACUGGAAGUGAUCAAAGGAGAGCAUCCCGGUGACAUCAUCUCUUCUAUAUCCUCCACUUGGACUGAGGAGAACACGCUGACAGAAGAUAUUUUGGACCAACGCCUUCCACCUCCUUCACGUAAUGUUGUGCGUGAACUAAUAAAUGUGGUGAAAAUAGCAACUCAAUGCUUGAAUCCUAAUUCACAAUCUAGGCCAACAAUGGGUAUGAUUUCCAAGCUAUUUUUGUCCUCAUCAAUAGUGCUUUCUCUUCCUUCAACAUCAAGAGAAGCCCUACUAUUUGACAAUAUUUGA
Molecule: messenger RNA, 3144 nt
Organism: Tripterygium wilfordii
Lineage: Eukaryota; Viridiplantae; Streptophyta; Magnoliopsida; Celastrales; Celastraceae
Product: MDIS1-interacting receptor like kinase 2-like
Exons: 4
Coding region: 1-3144 (1047 amino acids)
Biological process (GO): protein phosphorylation
Molecular function (GO): ATP binding; protein binding; protein kinase activity
Source: RefSeq, a predicted model, not a curated record